Coregonus sp. 'balchen' is the source of this 7142-nucleotide messenger RNA. The record is from the annotation of a GenBank genome assembly. Lineage: Eukaryota; Metazoa; Chordata; Actinopteri; Salmoniformes; Salmonidae.
AUGAUUUGUCUACUCUACCCGUCCACUCCAUUCAUGGCUAGUCCAGUCCGGAGUGUGUCAGAGUUGGUUGCCGAGGCUCGGUGUGUAUUUGAGCAGAGCUUCGGGGGAGAUGGUCCGGAGGUGGCUGUGUGUGCCCCGGCAGGGUCAACCUGAUACAACCAGGGAUAUGUCCUACCAAUGGUAAUGAAUGUCAUGCUUGUGAUGAUCAAAGGUUGUUUGCGAUUGACAAGAGUGUCUGUUGUAUAAACCAGUCCACAUCACAAGAAACACUGGUGGGUGCACAGACCCAUUAAAGCACUGCUGCUUUGACAGAUGUGAAACAUGCUUAUUAAUUAUAUCCUUGUGCCAGGCUCUGCCUCUAGUCACGGUCGUGGUUGGCAGUAUUACUUCUGGCCAGAGUGUCUCCAUCGUAACUGCUGCUAAAGAUGUGGAGGAGCCCAGGAGAGUGGACUUUGACCUUCCCAAUUACGUGAAAGGAGUAGUGCAGCACUACAGAUGUAUGAGCAACACCUUGUGUAUCACCUGAUCAUGAUGAGUCCUGUUGAAAUGUAAUAGUGACACACCAUAUAUCAUCAUCGAGAUCCCCUCUCUGUCUGUCUGUCUGUCUGUCUGUCUGUCUGUCUGUCUGUCUCUCUUUCUCCAUCCAUCCAUCCUUCCAUCCAUCCCGGCAGCUCCUCCAGUCCCAGGGUUAGGGCAGUGAGUGUCCCUCUAGGAGGAGGUCUGUCCAGCUCAACCUCUCUAGAGGUGGCCAUGUACACAUUCCUACAGCAGCUCAAACCAGGUGAGUGGAUUUGAGUAACAUCAAAUAGUGCCUAUGAGUGAAGCUAAACAUUUGCACAACAUGUCAUAAUUUCAUUCUACUGCCCUCCUCAGACAAGGUGGCCAAGGUGGUGGCAUGCCAGCAGGCAGAACACACCCACGCUGGUGUGCCCUGAGGCAUUAUGGACCAGUUUGUCUCUGUGCUGGGCAGCGAGGCUCACUCUCUACUCAUAGACUGCAGGUAACAGGCCUGCUGAUAGGGCAAAAAUAUUUUCGGUAUCUCAGAUUCUUCUGGCAAUUUUCACAUAGAAACUUCAUUGGGAGGAAAUGUGUUUGACAUGCUUUUUACGUUUGUAUCACAAGCCAUUUUUUGAGAAAAUCAUGAUGAAAGUGGCCCUUUUAGCCACUUUUUAGACCUAUUCAUGACUCCUGUAAGACCUUUUGAUCCAUGAACCAUACAUAAUACAGACAACACCUUGGUGUCAUUAUACUCCUUAUAGUGUGCUCUAACAUAUGAAGUAUGUCUAGAUUCUGAAAUACACAUAUUAAUGUCUCAAAAGUACCCUUUUUGAUUUAAGACAUUUUGUUUGGAACAAUAUACUCUACAAGUACAUAACAUUUCCAGAGUAGGCUCUCUGCUAAUUCUGAAGUUCUGAGCAAUUUUAUGACCACCACCAACACAGUGAAUGGGAAAUGGAUUCAAAGGGAAUUCCCUCUGCUGGUGAUUUGCUGAAUGUGCAAUCCUAAAGGAGGGCCGUGAUUGGUUAAUGAACUGUAACAUCAAUGUAUGUAUAAAAUGGGUCAUAUCAUUAAAAGUACCAGAGAGCCCACUUUGACAUUCCAAAACAUGUCUACAAAUAAGCAAAAUCAAAAAGGGUACAUUUCAGAUGUUUUUUAUGUUGAAUAAAUGAAUGUGAAAAUGUGUAUUUCAUCUAGACAUACUCCAUAUUUAAGAGCACACUAUAAGGAGUGUACUGACACCAAGACAUCUGUAUCAUGUAUGGCUCACGGAUCAUAGGGUCUUACAGAUUAGAAACCCUAAUUGGUCUACACGGACAAGUUCUUGCCUGGUUUAGAUCUUAUCUGUCGGAAAGAUAUCAGUUCAUCUCUGUGGAUGGUUUGUCCUCUGACAAUUCAAUUGUACGUUUUGGCGUUCCUCAAGGUUCCGUUUUAGGACCACUAUUGUUUUCACUAUAUAUUCUACCUCUUGGUGAUGUCAUUCGGAAACACAAUGUCAACUUUCACUGCUAUGUAGAUGACACACAGCUGUACAUUUCAAUGAAAGAUGGUGAAAAAAUGUGAUCAUAUUACUCCAGUGCUAGCCUUUUUACAUUGGCUUCCUUUUAAGGCUAGGGCUGAUUUCAAGGUUUUACUGCUACAAAGCAUUACAUGGGCUUGCUCCUACCUAUCUCUCUGAUUACGUCCCGCCAUAAAUAACUACACGUACGCUACGGUCACAAGACGCAGGCCUCCUUAUUGUCCCUAGAAUUUCUAAGCAAACAGCUGGAGCCGGGGCUUUCUCCUACAGAGCUUUCUCCUAGUGCUCUUCCAUUUCGUCCCUAGGAGGGGUGCGUCACUUGAGUGGGUUGAGUCACAGACGUGAUCUUCCUGUCUGGGUUUGCGCCCCCUCGGGCUUGUGCGGUGGAGGAGAUCUUUGUGGGCUAUACUCAGCCUUGUCUCAGGGUAGUAAGUUGGUGGUCUGUUGAUAUCCCUCUAGUGGUGUGGGGGCUGUGCUUUGGCAAAGUGGGUGGGGUUAUAUCCUGCCUGGUUGGCCCUGUCCGGGGGUAUCGUCGGACGGGGCCACAGUGUCCCCCGACCCACCCCUGUCUCAGCCUUCAGUAUCUAUGCUGCAAUAGUCAAUGUGCCGGGGGGCUAGGGUCAGUCUGUUAUAUCUGGUGUAAUUCUCCCGUCUUAAUAAUAAUAAUAAUAAUAAUAUGCCAUUUAGCAGACGCUUUUAUCCAAAGCGACUUAGAGUCAUGCGUGCAUACAUUUUUGUGGAUGGGUGGUCCCGGGGAUUGAACCCACUACCUUUGCGUUACAAGCGCCGUGCUCUACCAGCUGAGCUACAGAGGACCACAGAAUCUGGUGUCUUGUGUGAAUUUAAGUAUGCCUCUAAUUCUCUCUCUCUCCCUCCCUCCUUCCCCUCCCGGAGGACCUGAGCCCUAGGAUCAUGCCUCAGGACUACCUGGCCUGAUGACUCCUGGCUGUCCCCAGUCCACCUGGUCGUGUUGCUGCUCCAGUUUCAACUGUUCUGCCUGCGGCUAGGGAACCCUGACCUAUUCACCGGACGUGCUACCUUGUCCCGGACCUGCUGUUUUCCACUCUCUCUCUCUUUCUCUCUACCGCACCUGCUGUCUCGACCUCUGAAUGCUCGGCUAUGAAAAGCCAACUGACAUUUACUCCUGAGGUACUGACCUGUUGCACCCUUUACAACCACUGUGAUUAUUAUUUGACCCUGCUGGUCAUCUAUGAACGUUUGAACAUCUUGAAGAACAAUCUGGCCUUAAAUGGCCAUGUACUCUUAUAAUCUCCACCCAGCACAGCCAGAAGAGGACUAGCCACCCCUCGGAGCCAGGUUCCUCUUUAGGUUUCUUCCUAGGUUCCUGCCUUUCUAGGGAGUUUUUCCUAGCCACCGUGCUUAUAUAUCUGCAUUGGUUGCUGUUUGGGGUUUUAGGCUGGGUUUCUGUAUAGCACUUUGUGACAUCUGCUAAUGUAAAAAGGGCUUUAUAAAUACAUUUGAUUGAUGUAUAGGCCUAACAAGUGCCUAAAAUUAUGUGAGAAUUGCCAGAACAAUCUGAGAUAACAAAAAUAUUUUCUGCCUGGUAUGGAAUCGCCCUAUAGGCCAGUGGUUCCCAAACUGUGGGGGGCGCGGGAUGUUCCCCAAUGCUGGAAGGGGGGCCUGAGUGAAAAAGUUGGGAACCCCUGCUAUAGGCAUAUGCUAAAGGAUCAUGGCUAAUGCUAAAGUAAAGCUAACACUUAACUGAAAGUGUUGUUUAUUACUGUGUUAUGAAUGUAUUAUAUACUCUUGUUGUUUCCUCAGAUCUCUGGAGGCAACUCCUGUCCCUCUGUCUGACCCAGGCCUGGUCAUCCUCAUCAGUAACUCGAACGUCAAGCAUUCUCUGACGGGCAGCGAGUACCCUGGCAGACGACGACAGUGCGAGGAGGCAGCCGCCAUCUUGGGAAAGGCCGGCUUGAGAGAGGCCAGCUUGAGAGAUGCCACACUGAAGGACCUGGAGGGUGAGAAUGAGAGGAUAUUCUAUUCAGUUCAAUUCUAUUCUUAUACAUUCAAGCAUUGUGUUAUUAUGUUUUGCAAUUUAAAAAAAUUGUUCCAGAUGCUAAGCGCCGAUUGGACGAUGGCACCUAUCGAAUGGCUCGUUAUGUGAUUGAGGAGAUAGAGCGUACGGCCCAGGCAGCAGAGGCCCUGAAGAAAGGGGCCUACAAAGAGUUUGGCAAACUCAUGUUGGAAAGCCACAACUCACUCAGGUGAAUAGAGAACACCAUCAAAUAACUCCUCAACGCAGUAAAUGCAUUGAGGGCAGAAUCCUGUUUUAUCACACAUGAAAAAUAUGAUAGAAAUGUAAAGUAUCCAUCCAUAAUGUGUUCCCUAAUGUCAGGGACCUAUAUGAGGUGAGCUAUAAGGAGCUGGAUGAGCUGGUGUCUGCAGCCGUGGAUGUGGAGGGUGUGUUCCGCAGGAUGACAGGGGGAGGAUUUGGAGGCUGUACUGUUACACUACUGCAGGCUGGAGCCAUAGACAGGACCAUAAAGCACAUACAGGUGAGGAGGAAUACACACACACACACACACACACACACUGUGUGAAGGGAACUUCGGGACUAGCUUGCACAAACUGGUCACUGUGGGUAAAAGAGCUUUUAGAAUCUCUGCUGUCACUUUAAGACAAACUGCUUAGUCCCCCGUGUCUUGCCCGAACAGCUUCCAGAGAGUGUGUAUGUGUGUGUGUGUGUGUGUGUGUUUGUGCACGCGCCCCUGUCUGUGUGUGUGUGUGUGUGUGUGUGUGUGUGUGUGUGUGUGUGUGUGUGUGUGUGUGUGUGUGUGUGUGUGAGUGAGACAGUAGGGGUUACGGCAGGAGAAUAAAAGCUAACAGCGCCCCUUUAUUAACAUUCCAGUCCUUCUCCCCCGCCUCACUGUCCUUCUCUCCCGUCUCUCUCACUGCGAACUGCUCAGACACAAAUUGUCUUAUGCAACUAACCAGGCCUCAGCUCACCAACAGGAAUCCUAAACAGCAUAGGACCAUGAAGGAGAGAAACAAAACUACAGAUCGAUAAAUCCACCUGAACAGAGCACCGGCUUUUUACAGAUCCAGCUUCCAUACACACUGAGCCAAUCUUUACUGAUCUUUUUGUUAUUUCAUCCUUUUGGGGUCUUUUUGUGACUUGCUAGUAUCCCGGUUACAACUUCGCCCUGCCACCUCUGAAAGGAAAGUCUAUUCAGGCUACAAAAGACAAUUGAAACUUGAAUUCCCUAGAAAGAGAAGUGUUAUAACAAGAGCUCUACCAUUCCAAUCCGGAGUGUUCUAAUCUAGUGUUCUAGCCUGAGCAGAGGUUGUUUCAGUGCCUGAGGAUGCUGAACCUAAACUCCUCGGACAGCAACACUAACAGCAACUGUAGCUCCCUGUUGGACCCCGUGUCUCUCAACGUUGGCGGUGAGAUCUACACUACGACCCUGGACACUCUGACGCGCUACCGAGACUCCAUGCUGGGCGCCAUGUUCACCGGACAGAUCUCCACGCUUAGGGACGAACGCGGAAACGUUUUCAUCGACCGCGACGGGAAGGUUUUCCGCUAUAUCCUGAACUUCCUGCGUUCCAGCUCCCUGGACCUGCCGGAGGGGUUCUCUGAGAUGAGACUGCUGAGGAGGGAAGCAGAUUUCUUCCAGAUACGCCCCCUACUGGAUGAGAUACAGCGGCACAUUGAGACUGGAGCGCUCAGCCUGAGAGAUGCACCCAGAAGAGCCAUGCUGCUGGUGGAUGUGGACUGCCAGGUGUGUGUGUUUAUUUUGUGUGUGUUGUAGUGUAAGCAUGUGUGUGUGUGCAUGUGGGUUUGUUGUGGAAUGUGGAUGUUCUUUCAUACAAGUGUAUCAUUAGCACUGCAGCAUCAGCUUGUUUGUCUCAUUCCAGGUGCACAUGCUACACUUCAAUCUACGGCGUGCUCCAGAGAACUACGAACUCCGCACAUGCUCAGUGCGCAUCCUCACCGCCAAAAUCUUCUGUACCUGGCGUGCCUUCCUGGUUCUCCUCUGUGAGCGUUUCUCCUACCGCACCACCCAGGGUCCUACCUCCCCCCUCCCCAGUGACCAGCGCCACAACCGUCUCAAAUUAGAGUGGGUUCCCCAGCCAGACGAACUUCCCCAGGACCAGUAUGAGAAACAGCGGUACAGAGGACUCGUCGUCUCAGACUCUUGGGCCACACAGACCCACUUUGGUGACCUCUGUGAUGUCAUCAUCCCGCGCCGCAGCCCCUGUGAGGUCAAAGACAUGCACAGGUUUUUGGAGGAGCUGCUGACGGUGUCUCUGGCAGAGGGUUUUAGGGUUGACUCAGUGACCCCUGACUCCAUGGACGUUUUGAACUGCCGUACUCUGCAGCUUGUACGGUAGUGAUGUAGCUCAUUCCAGCUCACAACUGAACCACCAGUUAUGGACUUACUCAGACUAAAAUAACAAAGGACACCCUACAAUGUUUACAACCUACUGCACAUGACUGCUUAUGGAUGGUCAAUAACUAGCAGACUUUACUAACACUGUAAAGUUCAAAGGUCGCUCUAUGAUGUUUACAAUCCUCUCUUUGGUGUGAAGCUGAGACUGAUCCUGCCAUCUGAACCCUCUAACGAACUCUAACCUUGGUAGCCCUUGCAGUGGAGCAGACUGUUCCAGACAUGUUGUAGUCUAAACUGUAGGGUAGGCCUACAUCUGGUUUUACAGAAUAGACCCUGUCCCCAACAAUAAGGAAUGGUUGUCAGUUCAUCCUGUUGAUGAUCAGUGCAAUUCUUAAAGAGGCAGAGAGAGACGGAGACUGGGAGUGUGAUAGACUGAGUAUCUGUGAGAGAGUGUGCUGCACUGGUAGGAGGGGUGAUCCGAAUAUUCCAAAGAGCAGGUACAUUUGCUGGUAUUGUUUUGUAAAAUAGUGUUAGAGAUAACUGUGUAACAAACUGACCAGUCUGUAGAGUUGUUUACAGCACAUCAAGUACACUUUAAUAAACACUAUUAAAUGAAAGGUAUUACUCCCUGAACCCCUAUCAGUCAGACUGGUGCAAGUUCCUUUCUGGUAGGCGGAAGGGGAAUAAGAUGUGUAAUUUUUGAAUGGAGGAAGGAAGGAAGGAGGGAAAAGAUGAGUAUGGGAGAAUAUGGGAAUAUGGAGGACUGUAGU